UCUUCUACACAAACCUCCACUCAUUGUCUCUCCCAGUCUCAGCCAGUAAUUCCCCCAGCCGCUCUGUCUCUCCACCAUUCUCGGGUCAGACUAACAACAGACCUGACCUGACUAGCUUAGGGUCAUUGUUGGAGGUAUAUCCCUAUGGAGGGCUGGCCAUGCUGGGCUGAUUUGUAGAGGUGGUCUUUUUAGCUUGCACGUUUUCUUUCCUCUUUCAGCCAUAUAGGAGUGUCACUCCCUUCCCUGGUCUCAUCUAGCUCUCUAUUGUUGAAUAGGAGUAUAGAGAUUACUGGUACCCGAAAUACCUCCCCCCACCCCUCAACCCCCCUUGUCUUUCUCCUUCCAACCCCUAUUUUUUUUUUAUCGACAUCCAUCUCUGUCUUACCCUCGCUCCUUAUUAUCUACCACCGUCUUUGUUCCUUUUUCUCCAGUUAGGGUAGAAUUGAUGCUACCACCAUCUGUCCUGCAUCUUCCUACUUCGACAGGUGUCCUCUGGGCCCCCCACUCUCAUCUUUCAGCCCAGUGGGGGCCAUGAUAUCUCCUAAAGAGAAGAACAAAGCCCGCCCUCCAAAGGACAGCAUGACACUGCUUCCCUGUUUCUAUUUUGUGGAGCUACCCAUUGUAGCAUCUUCCAUAGUUUCUUUGUACUUCCUGGAGCUGACAGAUAUAUUCCGUCCAGCGCAAGGCGGGUUCCAGUGCCAUGACCGUUCACUCUCCAUGCCAUAUGUCGAGAGCAAUGAGGAACUGAUUCCGCUUCUCAUGUUGCUUAGUCUUGCAUUUGCUGCCCCUGCUGCAUCUAUUAUGAUUGGCGAAGGAGUCCUAUACUGUAUCCAGUCCAAACUCAAGGGUCGUGGAAGUUCUGAGGGAAGUAUCAACGCAGGAGGCUGCAAUUUCAAUUCUUUUCUACGCAGAACAGUGCGUUUUGUGGGUGUCCAUGUCUUCGGGCUGUGUGCCACUGCCUUGGUCACUGACGUAAUUCAGCUUGCUACCGGAUACCAUGCUCCAUUUUUCCUAACAGUUUGCAAACCUAACUAUACCCGGCUCGGAACAUCUUGUGCCUCUAACCCAUAUAUUACCCAGGACAUCUGCACUGGCAAUGACCAGCAAGCCAUCCUGUCUGCAAGGAAGACAUUUCCAUCCCAGCAUGCAACACUCUCUGCCUUUGCUGCAGUCUAUGUUUCAAUGUACUUUAACUCAAUCAUCUCAGACAGCACAAAACUUCUGAAGCCAUUGCUGGUUUUCGCUUUCUCGAUUGCGGCUGGAGUGUGUGGACUGACUCAAAUCACCCAGUACCGCAGCCACCCCGUCGAUGUCUAUGCAGGGUUUCUUAUUGGAGCAGGAAUUGCAGCCUACCUAGCUUAUCAUGCUGUAGGUAAUUUCCAGGCAUCAUGUGAAGACUCGUCUUCACCAACCACAACCACCAAGGACCCUCUACGAGCACUGACCCAGCGUGGUCAUGAGUCUGUUUAUCAUCAGAACAAGUCAUCAAGCACUGAUGAGCUUACACCUCGUCCACGAAGCCAGAGUACCCAACGUCAGGUUCAACGCGAGAAAAAUUCUCUGGGGAGCCUCAAGCGGGCCAGCGUGGAUGUGGACUUAUUAGCCCCCAGAAGUCCAAUGGGUAAAGAGAACAUGGUGACCUUCAGCAACACACUCCCACGGGUAAGCACCCCAUCCAUGGAAGACCCUGCCCGCCGUCACAUGACAAUACAUGUCCCUGCUGAGGGCUCCCGUCCACGUGGAACGGGUCCUGAAUGGAAACCAAAACCUUUAGAAGGACGUAGCUUGACACUGGGUGAAGAGGUGGCACUAGCACAAGCCCACAGACGGGCAGCCUCUGAGACAUCGGGCAUUGCUCUUGAUGAUGUAGACCCUGAUCGAGCACCACCUUCACUUUAUCCCACAGUGCAGGCUCGGACAGGGGCUCCACGGGUUCUUAUACAACCACGUCCUGCAGCACCACCCUUACUGCACAUCCCUGAAGAGAAUCCAACUGGCUCCCCCAAAGGCAGUUCUGCAAUUAGAGCCAAGUGGAUGAUGAUGGCAGAAAAAGGUGGUCCACCACGGGCUGCAGCCAAUGCUCCAAGACUCAUGCAGGUCAUUGCUUUGUCCAAGCAGCAACAACAGCAAACAGCUCUUGGAUCUAGUACCCCCAAACAUUCAGAAACAUCAUCCUCUUCCACCACAAGCAGCUCUGACUCUUCCCAGUACCGUUCACCAUCAGACAGAGACAGCUCUAGCAUUGUUACCAUAGAUGCACAUGCACCCCAUCAUCCUGUUGUUCACCUUUCCUCAGGCAAUGGACCUUGGGAGUGGAAGGCUGGACCAAAGAGCAGUGAGGCUCUAGAAGGAGGAACCUAUGAACUUGGUAAGGAAUAUCGUGGCUACAGAACCCCUAAAGGGGCUGGUGUGUCUCCAGGGUCCUCCAUCAGUGACUUGGAACCAGACCCAGAACCACGAUAUGGGCCUACUGUCAAUGUUGCUGGCGGAGUACCCACACCAUUAGUGGGAGAGGGAAUUUCAGCUAGUAGGGAUUCUAGUCUCAGGCGGAAGCCCCAGAUAGCUGAAAGGGAAGGAAGUGAAGAGAGUGAAGAGCCAUUUUACAAGAAGCUCCAGAACCAGAGGUUCAAAGACUAAGAGAGGAAUGAAAUGAUGUAAAUACGUGGGCAUGCUUAGGACAGCAAUAUGACAGUACAAAGAGAAGCAGCAAAUCACUGCCCAAUUCAAUUUCGUGGGAGAAUAAUGCCUUCUGUGUACAUGCACCCAAGAUGUAAAACCAUGAGUUGAAUUCCUAUGCCGGAUUAUCAUCUCGAUUGCAAUUGCUUUCCAUGGUUCUACUAAAUGACAAUGUAAAA
Molecule: messenger RNA, 2855 nt
Organism: Pelobates fuscus (common spadefoot toad)
Lineage: Eukaryota; Metazoa; Chordata; Amphibia; Anura; Pelobatidae
Gene: PLPPR3
Product: phospholipid phosphatase related 3
Exons: 9
Coding region: 532-2637 (701 amino acids)
Biological process (GO): phospholipid dephosphorylation; signal transduction; phospholipid metabolic process
Cellular component (GO): plasma membrane
Molecular function (GO): phosphatidate phosphatase activity
Source: RefSeq, a predicted model, not a curated record